UUCGCGACCCCGGAUAUACCAGAGGGGGAGGGGGAGAAAAGGGUCAGAAAACGUGUGUGUGCCUGUUGUCUCCGUAUGGGCGAGCAGAAAAGGGCGAAGAAGAAGCGCCCAGCGGUGAAGAGAAAGACACAGUCGUUUGUUGCGCCCCUGCCUGCUUUGAUGGCACAUUUCGCACACACACACACACGACCCGAGGCCAGCGCAUGUACGCGACACCAUUGAGCCCGCCGUACACGCACACGCACUGCUACGCACGUAACAUCGCAACACCCGCUGGAUGGAGGUGGCGUGAUCGGGCCCAAACGGAGAGGAGAGAAUGGCUGGCCGUGUGGACAAGCCCCAUCUACACACGCGUGUGUAGCUGCGUAUACGCACGCAGCGAGCGUCGCGAAUUUCGGAGUUUUACACCCCGCAGGGAAAGUGGAAACAGGCGCUUUUGAGCGGCAGUUGCUUAUUGUGCUGAUGUGUAGUUCAAACUAGAUAUUCCAUUUUCAAAACAGUGACCUUUUUCUUCAAUCGUUUCGCAAGUGGUUUGCAAAUUUGAAGGAAGGGAAGGGAAGCAUAAAAAAACUACUACAAAGGCAGAGGGGGCUGCUACUCCGUACGUUCGACGACAAAGGCGACAUUCACCCCCCCUAUUAGGGUGGGGUGGUGUGGGCGGGUGUGUCCGUGUGCCCUUUUUGUUCGUAAGUGUGUAUUCAAACCUGUUUUGCAGCAGCAGCAGCUGAUUGGCACACGGGGCUGGAAUUUCCCGAAACACGCUGGCGGCUAAACUUUCUAAAUAUCGAGCCCGCGUUGUCUGACCGUUUGGGUCUAAACGAUUACGAGUGGCGGUGGCGGUGGCGAGAGUUGCUGCUAAUUCGCCGUUUGGAAGGCCAGAUUAAGCAUGGUGUGCUCCAGCUAAUGAUAAUGUCUGGCCAGUCUGGUCUGCCACUAACAAGCAUUGCUUCUAGAAGUCUCGCUAGUGUCUGUACUGUGUGUGUGUGUUAGUGAGUUUUAUCCCUUUUAUCUCACUUGCUGCAGAAACUGAUGUGAUUAGAAGAUAAAUGACGCUUUUUUAUCUUUGUUUGUAAAUUGCAACAUGAAGCGAACUAUUGUUCGAAAGCAAGGAACGAGCCACACGCUUACACCCAAGAAUAAUAAUCCAUAUCUGCGCCACCUCACAUGUGCAUACUUCUCUGUACGUGCAAUAUGCAUCCGUCAGUGAUUGGAAGCAGUUGGCGUUUGGAGUGUCAAUCGAAGUCGGCUGAUUACGGGUUGCGUGUUUGUUUGCCUUCCCCAAAGAAAAGGAGACUGCCACCGCUUCUUUCUCUCCCUCUCGCUCUCCUGGAACGCGAGCGCUGCUUCUUGCUGAUUCUUUUUUUACACAAGCGAUUAGAAUGGAAUGUGGGAGGGAAGAUGCAAGAGAAGCAAACAUUUUCCCAUACAGCACGGCCGAGCAUUGGACGGCUUUGUGCAAUUCCCUGCAAUCUUUAUCAUUCUCUCACUCUCUUGUUUUGGUGCGCCCUCUCACUCUCACUCUCUCAUAAUCCCUCUUCUUGCUCAUAAUAUUUGCGUUAAAAACAAAAACACACCUUAUUUAUUGCCUCUCACACCAGCGGCACACACAAAAAAGAAGGGGCAUUCUCUUUCCCUCGAACGAGACAACUACACCCACACACACACACACACACCCAACCAGCCACCACAACUGGUGCAUGUGCAUCAUGUGCAAAAGAGAGUCUGAUGCACUUCCGCGGAAACUACACACAAACGCGCGAUUGCACUCUCUGUACACUCUCCCCUCUCUCCCGCUAUCUCUCUUGUUUUUUGUUGUUGUGUUGCAAAAAUUGAGAAAGAGAUAUGGGGAGGGUUGUCGGGUCGGCCAUACCAUGCACCGCAGCGCUGUGUGCAGCUGCAGUUUCAGUGCAUCUCUCGCGCAGGGUGCACGGUGUAUCGCGACAUCAUCAUUCUUCGGCGUGCCUGUUCUGCUUUUGUUUUCCAUUUGCGCAAUCUCUUCUCGCGUCUUUUGUUAUUGUGAUCGACUCGUGCGUGUAUGUGUGCAGCUCGAUCAAAAACCAGAGGAGGGAAAAGGCUAGUGGAUGCAAGCCAAUACACGAAGGAGGUGCAUGCAAGAGGAAUAAACACAAAACACGGAACAAUAGCAGCAGCAGUAAAACAGUAGAAGAAUAUCAACUAUAAACCAAAAGUGUGCGUGCGUGCAUGUGUGGUUGUUGUGUGAAGUACAACACGUGAAAGACAAAAGCAGCACGCACAGAGAGGAGCAAAGUGUGUCAUAUACAAAAGAGGAAGAGAAGAGACCCUUAGGGCGAAAAUGGCGAAGGAGUGAUAGAAUCAAGAUUGGGGCAAACCGAGAACAGAAGCCGCACCGGAACAAAGGAUUGUCCAAUGUAAAGGAUUCGCGCGCGCACACACACAACCCUUACCCUACCGAACGACGAACGUCCAGUGUGUGUGUGUGUGUGUGUGACGGUUAUGCUGAUAUCUGGACAGGCGAGCGACCGCGGGUACAUAUCGGCGCGAAGAGCGAGGACCGGCGGCAGGGUUGUUCCCCCUCCCCACCCGGCUCGGCGUAGGUCCGCGACGUGGGACAAACCCGAACCGCCGCGUGCGUACGUGCAGUUUACUACGGCACACUAAGAGUAAAGGAACGACGGGAAACAGCAGCGAACAAGAAGAAGAACAAGCGGCAAAGCGAGAGUACUUGAACAAAUCAGCAAACGCGAACAAAUUACUUAUAGGCGGCCGUGUAUCGUCGGCGUCGGUGUGUCUGUUAAGUGAGCAGUAGUAGCAGCAGCAACAGCAACAGUGCGAGAGCGUACCCUCAGCGUAACCUAAUAGUGUUGGCGGUCUCUUUUAAAAUUACGUGCAGCCAGAGAUCCGCCAGACCAGCAAAAAGGGGAAAGCGAGAAGCAGCAACACCGGCGACAACGAGGGCAACAGCGUGUCAAUCCCCAAACGAGAUCUACAUGCGCGUCUCUCUGUACUUAGGGAAUAAUAUUCCGCCAGCUAAGGGAGCAACAGCAGCAGCAGAACAACGUUUUCUUGGCGUGGCGAACAACAGUAAAGACUUACACGAUUGCGGACAGUGUUACAAUUAGUAGGAGAAGGAGCACUUAAAAAAACAAUACUAAUAAUAAGGCAGGCCAAGUACAACGUCCUCUCCGCUGUCGUUUUUACAGGUGUGUGUGUGUUGUGUGACGGGUAAAGUGAGGACCGGUGUUAGGCCUCCAACCUCCUCCCCCAGUGAAUUUGUGUCUACACGGCUUGACCGAGCAGGGGCGCAAAAAAAGUGGAACACAGAACAGAUGAUUGUCGGUUUAAAAUUAGCCAUUUCUGGUUACUAAAAUUAAACCUCAAAGAGCUGUCGGCAGUGCUGUACUGAGCGGUUACCUCGAGAGGUAGAUCGAGAGUGAGAGGAGGCAGAAAGAUAGAAGAGGAGUUGGCAAAAACAAAGCACAGCACAGCAAACUCUUGCUCUGCUCUGCGUUUGUUGCGAAAAACAGAGGAAGCAAACACGUACGCAAAACGAUCAAAUUUGGAAUACUGGGAGAACUGGCAGAAUAAAAAGUGAAACAAUUUGAACCGGUAAGUGAUAGUAGACAAAGCAGCAAGAAGGUAAACAGGGAGCAAACUCGAAUGAUACUCGGUUGUUUUGUGGAGAAAAAAAAACAUAGCUCCCUCCAAACAAACGGAAACCUGAAACCCGAAGCCGGCAGUGUGGCAAAGCUGUUGGGAAAAUGAAUAUAGAUCCAUCGGAACAGGCACAAGAACAGGAAGAGCAGCAAACGACGACGGUGGCAGCGACGGAAUCGGUGACGGUCGAAGCAGAAACAUCAGCAACAACACCACCACCAGCAGCAGCAUUAGCAUUACUAAUAUCCCCAUCGUCACCCUCGUCAGCGUCGACCGUUUCGUCCACUGCUUCAUCGAUUUCGAAAAACAGCAGCACCGACGAGGUCGAUGAAACUACGGCGGAAGCAGAGCAGCACCCAGAAGAAGCAGUGUGUAGUACCGAGACGGCAACGGCAUCGACGGCGGCACCACACCGAGGGGAGGACGAAGAACAACCGCAGCUAAAAACGGCACAGCAGCUUGAACUCGAACAGCGAGCCGAUGAAGAUGAUGUCCACCACAAUAACAGUCCCGUUCGACAGCAGCAGCACGGUGAGCGGUCGCCAACGGAACUGGCGGGCGCUGGGCCGAACGCAACGAUGACACUAGAAGCGACCGAUACGCUAGCUCAAAACGUGACCACCGACUUAAGGACACCCGAUACGGAUGCGCCAGCUACAGUGCCAGUGCCGGAGGGCGGGAGGACGGAGGACGAGUGCGACAGCGCGAAGGAGGAUGGUGCGGCGAGCGAAGCGCUGUCGACGCAAGAACUAACCGCGGAAGCCUUAUCACCGAAAACACCACCAUCGUUGUCAGCGAGCUCGUCGAGCUCCUCCUCAUCCACAUCGUCGACGCCGUCCGUGAGCGAGGAGCGGCGCCUGCCGGCCGUGCCGGAAGAGGAUACGAUUGCAGCGGACGAGGAGUAUCUUAGUAGGGGCGAGGUCGAGGAGACGCUAACGGUAUCGAACAAUAAUCCUGCGCUGCUAGAGGUUGAGCUCACGGCGCCGGUGGUCGUUGACGAUGCUGGCAGUAGCGGCUGCAUCAAUGACCACUACAACAACAAUAACAACAACAACAACAACAACAACGACAUCAGCAAAGGCAGUGAUAGUGACUUUCAAAUUGUGGGUGUCAUCAGCAGCAGCAGCACCACGCACACGCAAGACAGCGAACGGACUGAGGAUGGUGGUGACAGCGAGACGGCAACGUUCUUAUCGUCCCCAGCCAGUCGCACCGACUUGGAGGAAGGCGUCCAAACGUCUGCUGCGGCACCCGCCACCAAAAUAGCCCUAGGACAAGGCGAACAGCGGCGGUGCUGUGUUGCUUCUGGCGAAGGUGGCGACGAAUGUACUGCUGCCACCUGCCAGCGGGCCGGUUGCGAUUGCGAGCAUUUGGGAAGCCGUGUUGUUGUGUCGCAACAACCACCAUCGCCGCCGCCACUGCUCGGUAAAGCUGCCGCGAGUAGUGUUGACGAGGAUGAGAAGGGGGAGAAGGAGGAGGUGGCGAAUGAAACGAAUGACGACAAUAACUGCGAGUUGUCCGUAGCACCGAUAGAGAUAGUACAAACCGAACCGUUACCGAGCAACGCCAGCUGUACAGUGCAGCGACAGGGCGACUUAAUUACCACUGCCGAUGUGGUGGCCGUGGCGGAGGUGGAUCAGCAGAACGGCGAUGAACGGCAGCAGCAGGAGGAGGUGAAUGAAGGUGAUGAGGUUACGGCGGCGCAAUCUGAGGAGAACGAAACGUGUGCCAGCAGCAGCGAUGCGACCAACACAACCGUGGGCGCAUCGCCAUCUAGCUCGUCAUCCUGUUGUUCGUCUACUACCACUACUAGUGCACCCUCCCCAUCGCCACCGUCGUCGUCCUCGGUUUCCUCGUCGUCUUCGUCCGAACCAUCGCCAGAAGUGGUGUUGGCCGGAUCCCAACAAGAACCUUCUGGCAAGGGAGAUGAUGGUGACGAUGAUGGUGGUGAUGCGAGUCAGCUCGUCGGAGACAAUCGACCGUUAGGUGAUGGCUCACCGGAAGGACACUCCCUUGAGGAUGGUGAAGGAUUUCCCGCUAUUACGCAUCAUCGAACGCCACCCGCCCUUCGUACGGUCGAUGCAGAUGCUGCCGUGGUUCCGCAGUCGUGCGCCGAGGACGACGAGUGCCGCAGCAUUGGUAGCGGGCGACACAGACAGGUCACGACGACGGGCACGCGGUUACUAACGCUUGCCGAGGAACUGUCGCAGGCAGGCGCAGCAGCAGAGCCUUCGUCACUGUACGCGACCGUCGCAGCACCGUCUUUAGCAGCAAGCGCACCGUCACCGUCCACAGUCGUAGAUGUCCUACCAAAGAGUGCUGCCGGCACAGCAGCAGCGGUGGUCAGUGGUAGCAGCAGUAGUAGAAGCACGUCGCCCGUUCUGCACAGCAGCCUGAAGAAACCGAGCAAAAGGAUGGUGGUCGCAACUGGCGCCGGAACAGUGGCAGCAGCAGCGGCAGCGGCGGUAGAGACGGCAAAGGGCGAAAACACGAGGCGAGUUUCCUUUCCGAAGGAUGCGCAGCUUAUCACUGGUUAUCUGGAGCCCGUCAACCCUUGGUCCUGCAUAUCGAUUUGCGAAACAACGGAGCUGCUGGAACUGUACCGUAGUUCCUGCAAGCGACACAAUGCGGUGCCGCUCCAAAGCGUGCUGGAGCACCUGCAAUCGCUCGAUGCCACGAAGGAUCGCGUCCCGCUGCUCUCGCUGAGGGAUCAGCAUCUCACCUACGGCGGCUGCGAAGCGCUGGAGGAAAUCUUCAAGCACGUGCAGUACCGGUGCAUCGACCUGUCGCACAGUGGGCUGAACGAUGUGACGGCCAGCGUGAUGUUUGACAUCAUCGAGUACUACGAGGCGGCGACCGAGCUGGACAUAUCGGACAAUCUGCAGAUGUCGAGCAAAAGCUGGACGGCGUGCAUCAACAUGCUCAAGAAGAGCCAGGCGCUGAACGUGCUGAUAACGCGCGGUCCCACGAUAUCCGACUACCAGGCGAACAAUCUCGCCAAGGCGCUGAACGCGUCCGCCAUACACACGCUCAAGCUGGAGCACUGUGUGCUGAGCCAGCAGCCGAUCGCAUCGCUCUGCAACGUGCUGAAGCGCAACGAAGUAUUACGGGAGCUCUGGCUAGCGCACAACCAGCUGAACUGCGAAGAUGCGCAACAGAUUGCGAAUUUGCUGCGGUCGAACUUUUACAUUCAGCUGAUCGACAUCUCCAACAACAGGAUCGGGGACAAAGGCGUUGAGCACAUUGUGAAUGCGAUUGUCGAGCAGGCGGUGUACUUUAAGGACGUGCAGGACAAGAAGCGUAAGAGUGAUCUCAACUUUUCCGAUCUAUCCAGCAGCCUGAACAACAUUAACAACAGUGCGAAAAACUACUUCCCCCAUCAACGGCUACGAUCGUCCGAUUCCGAGUCGAUGCCGGCGGGCGCGGAAGCCGAUGAGAACAAAUCGCCAUCGCCCCUAACUCUUACCCCACCAGUAACGCCACCGUCGACUCCCGCUCUUCCAACCACGUGCGAAACGGACACGGAGGAGACGAAGCAGGUGGCACAACCACAGGCCAGCAGCGACAAGCAGCUGGAGCCUACGAAUGGUGACGCCACCUUCGCGGUAGCAGCGCCCACAGUGUAUACGAUGCAGCAGCAGCAGCAGUCUAACAAUGACGAAACGAACCCACCACUACUACCGCCAUCAUCACCAUCAGCAUCAUCAGCAUCAUCAUCACCGCUCACCCUGCCAACGCUCGGUGCUGUUGCUCCGUCGAACGUGGAGCUAGUGGAAAUGAGUACAAAACAUAGCGUAAGUCUACAAACAACUAGUGAUAGGGAGAAGCUCGACACGGUGGCAGUGCGCCCCGACAUGAUGACGGCCGAGGAAGAAGCACUGAUGAAUUCCUCUAGCGGCGGAGCAACGGCCACGGUGGAAGCGGUGGCGUUGGUGACAGCACAGGAGACAGGAGAGCAAGCGCUGAGCGAUGGUGAUGGCGAGAGCAGGACGAUGAGCACCUCAGCGGAAACAGUACAAACCGACCGCAGCGAGUCGACGGUGGUUGUGCGAGAAGCUAGCACCGGUGGGGCGGAGGAAGAGUUGACGGGGACGGACUUGGACAAGCAUUCGGAGAGUCCGGUGCCGCAGGCACCCAAGAAGCCCCGGCUGGCGAAGCAGGACAGCGUGCUGACGGAGUUUGAGGCAUCGAUCACGACCGCCAUGGAAACGGGCGAGGACGGUGAGGGGCUAACCGAGCAAAAGCCGAAGAACAAACUGAGUGGCGGCGAAGGUGUCACGAUACCUUCGGUCAUCGAGGAGCAGCCCAGCUCGGCGAGCGUGAUGGAAGAGGACGUGCCAGAGCUGUGCUCCGACUACGAUGACGAUGGUAGCAAUUUGCGAAUUUCGCAGGAGAAUCUGUUCGUUGAGCUUGGCAUACCGGCACUGAGCGAGCAGGAGGAGCGCCUGGAAGCGGAUAGUGGUGCGCCCGAUUCGCCGGGCGAUGUCUUUCCCCCGCUCGUCACCGUACCAUCGAAGAAGGAUGAGCUGCAGCUGCUGAUUGAAAAGUCGAAACAGUCGGCGACAGGCGAAGCCGUGGCCGAUCGGCUGGAGCAACCGGCUGUGCCAGCCGCACCGCAGAAGACGCUGGCCGGAGACAGGGAGCGAAAAAGUGCCAUUAGCAGUGAUGAGCGGCCGGUAACAGCAGCAGCAGCAAUGCCGGCAGCUACUACCAAGAAGAAUCGGACGCAAUCGAGCAGCAGCGACAGCUACGUGCCGUCGGCGGAGCGGGCCAUACAGAUGGUGAACGUUGAAAUCAAAGACAGUGUGCCGCUGUCCCGCUCGCUCGACUCGGUCGGCGGUGAGUCGGAGUCCGACUUUGAGAGCAGCAGCCCGUUCCGCACGACCGCGCCCGGCCCCUUUCCGAACGAGCGAUCGUUCAGCUCCGAGAGCCUGAACAGCGAAACGUCCAUCGAUUCGAACGACUCGAAAUCCAGCCUUAAAAUACACGAGUCGAAGUUUGCCGCCAAAAACGGUACGCUGGAGCGACAGCAAUCGAACCGGGUCUUGAACCGGGACGCGGCCGGUGCGGAACAGGCGGCCGCCAGUCCGGGCGGGCUGCAGGUGCUAGUGCUGUGGAACAAUGAGAUGACGCGCAGCUCGGCCCGUCACUUCCAGCGGCUGCUGGAGAAAACCAGCACGCUCGACACGCUGAACGUGGGCAGCAAUCAGCUGUGCAAUAGCUUUGUGGCCGGCAUCAGUGGCAGCUUGAAGGCGAACACGACGCUCACCAACCUGGGCCUGCAGGGUGCCCAUCUGUCGGACAAGGGCGUAAAGACGAUGGCGGAAAUCAUCGAGUUCGGCGGCAACUCAUCGUUGCAGCGGAUCGAUCUGCGGCACAACAACAUCCAGAAGGCGGGCUUGGAAGCGUUGAACGAAGCGAUGAAGUCGAACAAAUCGGUCACCCGCAUCGACCUGGACGAUACGCCGCGACGAAUCAAGGACACAUCGCUGGACGGCGUCGGGUCGGAGUACAGCCGGCUGGUGAACAACAUCCGGGCACAGUGCGAACGGAACAAAAACCCGCCGGAGCCGAGUGAACCCAUCAGCACGACGGUGCGGCGGGCGCGGGCCAACUAUCUGAGCUCGCGCAAGAUUUCCCUCACCUGUCCAUCGAUCAAAACGUCGCCGAGUGCGAUCGCGGACAAGCAGCAUCUGCUCGAUCCGAACGGUGGGUGCAAAAAGUCAACCGGUGGCCGUUUACGCUCACCAUUGCCCAGUCCCAUUCCUUCACCCGUUGCCUCGCCAGUGCCGAGCCCGUCCCGCAAUCGAUUCCACGUGUCGCGAGUGAGCGAUUCUGGCGGCGGUGGUGCUGGCGGGACGGCUUCAUCGCCAUCACCCUCGUCGACCGGUAGCUCGCCGACGCUCUUCUUCCCCUCGAACUCGCGGUUUCGCGUGGUGACGGUGGCCGAGCCGGAUGCGGCAAAGAGUGCCAAUGGCAAUCCGUACCGCAGCAGCAGCACGAUUAGUCUGCCCAUGAGCAAAUCGUCAGCCUCAUCCUUUGCCAUGGGCGGUACGAGCUGUGCCGGUACGAUGGCCUCUUCGGCGGGCACGAUCAAUCGGCGCCCGGUGUGCAGCUCUGCCCCGACGCUCUCGUCCUUUCCUCCGUCGCCACUGUCGCCGCUGGCUGCGGGCGGGCCGGUAGGGGGACGCGUCGGUGUCGCUAGCCAAACACCGUCGCCACUGUUGCCUCCCUCAUACAGCACGGGGUAUCACAGCACGGGGUUCCAGACUACGACCAUGCUACCGUCACCACUGCUUACGGCGGGAUCGUCCCCUACCAUGUCUGGUGGGCUGGUGCCGAUCGUCGCAAACACCGCCACGAUGCCAAUGGGAAUACCACAGACACUACUACAGCAGCAGCAGCAGCAGCAGCACCAACAACCACAGUCUCACUAUCAGUCACAAUUCGUUCCCAUGACGCCGCAACAGCAGCCGCAGCCAAACUAUCACUUUAUCACCACGUUUGGCCCUGGGAACAGUACAUCGAUUCCGCUGCAGCCAAUGAUUACCCAAAUACAAAAGUACCCUAAUCUCACCGAACCACUCGUAACGCUGCCACCGCAGCACCCGAUCCAACAACAACCAUUACAAUUACAGCACCCACAACAACAACAGCAGAUUCUACCACAGACACCGUCAUCCUACACGGGCAAGGGACGUCAGCAUUCAUGCGAAUCACCCCAUCAGCAUCAGCACAGCAGCAGCAACACCAGCAGUACCACGCUGCACGAUUCCGUGCUCUCCUCCACCAGCAUCGAAAGUCCGGACCUCGAGGUAAAACGGUUCAUGUCCGGCGGAGCGCUGCGGGACGACAGCUGCUGCUCGUCGAUCAGCAGCAACAGCAUCGAGUCGAUCGAUAAUGCGCACUUCAACCUCAACACCUCCAUCAGCUCGACGGACGAAAGCUUUGAUUUGAUCGUAAACUCUCCACCGCCGGUCACUACCUCCGCAAUUGCGAGCAGCAUCUUCGUACAGUUGCCGGCAGGUGGUGCAGUAAGCUGUUCGUCCGAAGUGAGCCCGAACGUUAGCUCCAUUUCGCGCAUCCCGGAAGAAGAGAGUACGCUGAUUGCUAGGCAGUCGGUGUCCUGCGGUGGUGAGCCGCCGAAGGCAACGCUCGAUGCGCCCGCGAGCUUUUCUUCGUCCAGCAUGGUGCACGUGCCGCUGGCCAGCUCGCAAGAGUCGCUGUACGAUGUGCAUGAUCUAUCGGGCUCCUCAAACUCUUCAUCUGCUGCUGUUACAAAUCUAGCGCCAACGGUGAAACCACAGCCGCCACCACCGGCAGUGACCACCCUUCCGCCUGUGCUGACCACUUUCUCAGGUGGCAGUGUUCUUCCUACGCCAAAUACUACCGGUGCGGCACCCGGGGCGGCAACCCUGUCGGCGGGUGGCAAUAAUUCCAACGAAAGCACACUGACGUCAGUGCAAAACCUGGAGCGCGAACCAACAGUUACCAAGCCGGCAAGCCACAGCGAGAAGCCACCGCGCGUCCGUAAGACCUCGUGGAUACUGGGUGGCAGCGGAAGCAGCCACAAGCACACCGAUUCGAGCUCGAGCGGCGGCAGCACGCCGACACCCGGCGGUGGCGGUAGCGGCUACCCGCCCGCCAUCGAGAAGCUGCUCAGCAUCUUUCAUCCGAGCAAUCUGUUUUCCUCCAGCAAAGCCUCGUCCGCGUCGUCGGCCAGCCCGCCACCGAGCGCGGCACAGGACGGUUCGCAGCCGCCGUCGCGCAAGGAAAGCCCGAUGGGCGGGCUGUUCUACUGGGCGCAUCACGGGGUGGGAAGUGGGAACAGCAGCAACACGAGCGCCAACACCAGUCCCACCAGUGCCGGCAAAAAGGAGGCCGAUCGGGCGGCGGCGCUAAAGGUGAACGUUUCGCCCGAAACUACCCUCACGCCGCAACAGCUGCAGCCGCUGCAAAACCAGGCCCAGGUGAUGGCACAACUACAAUCCAGCUCCAGUCAUCCGCAGCACCAGCAGCAGCACAGUGCCGAGCGUAUGCCACGGCAGCUAAAGGUGGAGAUGAAGGAAAACAUUUCACCGGAAAACACCAUCACCAACAAGCUGCUACUGUCCUCGAAUGCACCCGCUGGGGUGGAUGUGUCGACCGUUUUGAUAGCGCCCAGCUCGCCAGCGCCAGUGGCAGCUGCUCCGAUCGUGAACGUGGCACCGGCGACGACGGCCUAUGCGAAGGUUAUCUUCCAGCUCGGCGGCGAUUACGACGAGUCGGAGGACGAUAUCGAUACGCUGACCAGCAGGUACGGCAACCAUCCGGGCUUGGGUGGUGGCGGUGGCCAGAGCGGGCCGAGCAGCUUGCUCGGCGGCAGCACCACGAGCAACAGCAGCGGCAUCAGCAUCGGCAGUGGCACGAGCGCCGGCGAAAUGAUGAGCGGAAGUGGCGGAAUGUUGGCUGUGUCACCUUCGCCCAGCACUACCAGCGGACAGUCGGCCACGUCGGACACGGUCGUGGUGCUAAGCCAUCUCGGGCAGCUGGCACGUGAUUCGCUCAGCAUGUUCAAGAAUCCCAGUCUUACCUCGCAGGACUCGAUUUCGAUCCGCUCGAUGGACUCGCUGACGGAGAUCGGAGGCGACACCAAGACAGCGGCGGGACGGAAAGAUGCAUCACCGGUGAUGGCAGCGGCCGCAACUGCCGUGGUACCACCACAACCACCCACAUCGACCGCAUCGUCAUCAUCAACUCCAUUGGCAUCCGCAUCGGCGGCGGCCCCGUUGGUGGCCGACAUACAGUUUGAAACACGCUAGGGCACAGGGCAAGGAGCGAAGGGUGAUGGUGGCCGUACUUAUCUGAACACAAACUGUCCAACACUCGUUCAUCCGUUGGGUGUGUGCGUGUGUGUGUGUGUGUGUGUGUGUGUGCUUACAAUAUCUAUUAGGGUUUCGUUCCGUUCUGUUCUGGGCGUGUGCUAACGUGUUCGUUUUGUUGUACUUACAAAUGCUAACACGGGGAAACACAGUGCCCUCCUACAGUGCAUACAGUGCCUCGUCUUAUUUGCGGUCAGUUGCGGCAAUCAGUUAUGAUGUAUUGCCCCCUUUGGUGUCCAUUGCUAACGAAUUACGUUUUCGAGAGAGAAAAAGAUCAGAUGAUAGUAAGAUCAUAUUGAUAGAACUGUUUUCAGUUAACAAACAACGCAAUAUGGCCUGUUUUACUUUAAAUCGCAAAGAGGUUUUUUCUCGAUCGAGUCUUACCUCUUUCCCCUCCCCCCCCCUGCCCAUCAAACAUUACCAUCCUUUCAGUCUACUAGAAAAGAAACAUAAUGUGCCUUCUUGAAUAAUUGAAACAAUUUAAACUUGGAAGCUGGAAAUUGAACGAAAACCGCGAUCACCUCCGCGUACUCAAGCAAGCAAAAACUAGCGCACCGAUGAUGAAACGAUGCAAGUUGGCCGAUCGUCUACGAAACGAGCACCUGGAAGCAAAGCUACUAAUGAACUCGAGGAAAACAUACAUCCCCGUUGCGAUGUAGAGAAGAAAGAUUGCAUUAUUGGAUGAACCACCAACUUUGAUAUACUAUACUUGACUGAAUAGGUUAUAUUAUAUUAAAAAAAGGAAUACACAAAACAAAAGCGAGAAAGAGAGAGAAUGAGAGUAGAAACACUGUGUAAAUCCCAAAACGGAUAUACCGCAAUGAUGGCGACUGAUAGGGGAAAGCGUGCGCGAAGCAAAGAAGUCGAGAAAAGUGGACAUACAGUUUACUAUCAUAAACCCCCCUCCCCGCCUCACCCCCUCCCUUGACAUUAUUCGGGGCAUUCAAAGUGAGGAUGAAACCACAACACACAAAACAGACAGGCCCCAGAAGGACUAUAGGGCAGGCCCAGGACCGAUCAUCGCUUUAGUUUUUGUUGAAUGGGCUGAACGAAGGAGGAGUGUGUGUGUGUGUGCCAUUUUUGGUACAGAGUUUUAUUUUACUUUCCCAUUCCCGGUCUUGGCGUGGAAUGGAUUGUACCAUUUUGCACCACCACAAACCAAGCAGCAACAGUGAAAAGACAAAGACAUAUGAUUUUUCUGUGCAAUCGAACAGCGUGCGAACAAAAAAAAAAGUGAAGCGCGCUACUAUUAGCGAUCAUUUGAAAAGAUCGCAAUUGUGAUCGCUUCGUAUCGGGAAACAGUCAGCUCGAUCACUCGUUGCCGCACAGUCAAUGAAGGUGAGAUUGAUGAAUGAAGCAGCAGCAUCGAAGCCCCCCCCUCCCCCUCGCCCCACCUCUGUCCGAGGAUGUCUUUUUUUAGUUUAACUAACAAGCAUUGAAAUUGAGUUUCGGUCGCUUGUGCUUGUGGUUUUUCGUUGGCAUCAAUCAGCGGUCUAGCGGCUUGGCUUUUGGCCAACGAGCUGCCGCCGGCACUGUCGCUCAGGAACGGUGCAAAAAAGUGCAUGUACGAAGAGUGCAUAUAGCCAUUACAUUCUUUCGGCGGAGGGAGUCUCCGCUUCCGCACGGAUGGCAAGUUGGCACCGUUCAAGUGACAAACCAAUUAAUCAAUGACCGUGGGCGGCACCAGCAUCAAACAUCAAACCCAUUUCCGCCGACAACUGACAGCUGAGGGCUCUGGCGUGGCACUGGGGUAGGAAACUGUGAACCCCAUGAACAAAUGAAACUUUUGAAACAAACGUUGAAGAACAGGAACAGAAACAAAUGAAACGUUUGAAACAAAAAGGCACGAUAACUCGUACACCUACACACACACACACACGCAGGCACGCACGAAUGGGCAAACUGGUAAACUGGAAGGAUAAGAUUUAUAUUGCGUGCAUUAGAAAGAGGGGCAAUCGAAACGGUCGAAAACGGCGCCGGGGCCACGUGGUCGAAACGAAGUACUAUAAUUUUGCAAACGUUUAAUUUCUUAAAAAUAUUUCCCUCCCAAAAAAAAAGCAAGAAGAAAAACGUGCGUAAAACAGCGUCGGGCUGAAACACGAUGGACCGGAUUUUACGUACACGUACUUAUUGUUUUGCUUAGGAUAUGUUUUUGGCAUACGUUUUACUUACACGGCAUCAUCAAUCGCGCAUUAUAAAUUUAGGCAAACGUUUACUUAAAAAAAGAUAACACUGAAGGAAAAACAAACCACAGCCCCCCUGGAACCCACAGUUAGUGGAUGGAAAAAGAUUAGCUAUAUGCACACAAAUUGCAAAAAGAAACAGAGAGAGAGAGAGCGAGAGAAAAUGAAGUAGGAAUGAUCGAUCGCAAUCGAAAUCGUAAAGCGCGUGAAUCGAGCAAUGUCUCCCCACAUACACACGCAACACGUAAACGUAAAGAAAAGAGAUCGAACAUAAAAAUCCCCUUUUCUUAUCAUACUAUCAUCGAAAUCACCAUUCAUGGCCCCCCCACUCACCCACACGCAUAUUGUAGAAUCGAUUCCAUGAUCAUCUCUGCCUGCCGGUCUGCGGAUCAUUACCUGGUACACUGCUGUGUCAUACGACCGAAAGCAGCUCCUAUUGCGCUGUCGAAAGCAGAUCCAUCUUCAGGGCCGAUAACCGAUUUGACAGCUUUUGCAAUAUCCUUUCACGCACCACGCGUACUGUAUGCACAGUGCUGCCUGUUGAUCGAUUGAUCUUACCGCUAAUCCGGUCUUCUAAGCGCGUCUAUUUGCUAAUUCGAGGGGGUCCGUGCGCGCGCGCCCGUGCGCUUACUGCAACCUAGUUUCCUUCUUCUGUGAUAUACAAGAAAAGCACACUUGUGAUAAGGUGAAAUUUAUUCGUACAUAAUUUUUGUUGCUAUAUACGUUUUGUUUGUUUUAAUUUUGUUUUGUUUUUUUUUUUGCUUCCUUUCAUUUUCCUAUAUCUUUCUGUUGUGUUAGUUGUUGCUGCCUUUACGCUUCCCUUGAGCUUUCUUUUGUUCAUUUCCUUGUUAUUGUUUAGUGUAUUUUUGUCAACUUACCUGAUAAACUUAAAAAAGGUACGAAAUGCGUGAUAGAGAGAGAGAGUGGGCGGGAGAAACAUUCAAACAAAGUCGACGACAAGAAGGUGUGAAUGUGAAAAGUGGAAAACAUUAAAAUAUUGAUUGAAUGGUGUAAAAGUACACACACACACACGCGCGCGCGGGCGUACGAACAUCUCACAAAAGCAAGACGCAAAGCAAGACAAUUGAUCAACAGGGCAGGGUCGGCAAGUACAAGCCCUACAAAAGUGGCAAACAAACAUUUACGCGACAUCACGCCCCCACCACACCCCCAUACCCCGAAAAACCACCCAAAAUCACUCGUUUAUGUUACUACGAAUUUAGUUGUAGAGAACACAGAGAGAGAGAGAGAGAGAGCAACAAA
Molecule: messenger RNA, 15943 nt
Organism: Anopheles merus
Lineage: Eukaryota; Metazoa; Arthropoda; Insecta; Diptera; Culicidae
Product: mucin-19
Exons: 5
Coding region: 3741-12437 (2898 amino acids)
Molecular function (GO): protein binding
Source: RefSeq, a predicted model, not a curated record